Molecule: messenger RNA, 1836 nt
Organism: Echinostoma caproni
Lineage: Eukaryota; Metazoa; Platyhelminthes; Trematoda; Plagiorchiida; Echinostomatidae
Source: the annotation of a GenBank genome assembly
UGCCUCUCAACAUUUGAAUCGUCCUCAAGGUCAUCGAGUGUCCUGCGCUUCUCAAAGGACUAUACGGUUGUGGACCACACCUUCGAUGCCGUUGUCGUUGGAGCCGGUGGUGCUGGCUUACGAGCAGCAUUUGGGUUAGCCAAUGAAGGCUUCAAAACUGCCUGCAUUACCAAAUUAUUUCCUACCCGCUCCCAUACAGUUGCAGCUCAGGGUGGAAUUAAUGCUGCUUUGGGAAAUAUGGAGAAGGAUGACUGGCGGUCCGACUGGCUUGGCGACCAAGAUGCCAUUCAUUACAUGUGCGAAGAGGCACCAAAAGCUGUUAUUGAGCUUGAAAAUUAUGGUAUGCCCUUCAGUCGGUUGGAAAAUGGGAAGAUAUAUCAGCGGGCUUUUGGCGGACAGAGUAUCGAUUAUGGGCGCNGGCGCGGAGGCCAGGCUCACCGGUGCUGCGCCGUCGCCGACCGAACCGGCCACUCUCUUCUUCACACUUUGUAUGGAAGGUCACUUAGAUAUGACACAACCUACUUUAUUGAGUACUUUGCUUUGGACUUGUUGAUGGAGAAUGGUGUGUGCCGUGGCGUUAUUGCAGUUUGUCUCGAGGAUGGAACUAUUCACAGAUUUCGUGCUAAGAAUACUGUCCUAGCCACAGGGGGUUAUGGCAGGACCUACUUCUCGUGUACAUCUGCCCACACCUGCACUGGUGAUGGUACUGCCAUGAUCACGCGUGCUGGUCUACCAAAUGAAGACAUGGAGUUUGUACAAUUUCAUCCAACUGGAAUUUAUGGUGCUGGGUGUCUAAUCACUGAGGGUUGUCGUGGUGAAGGUGGUUAUUUGGUCAAUAGUCAAGGCGAGCGAUUUAUGGAACGAUAUGCGCCCAAUGCGAAGGACUUGGCAUCCCGCGAUGUGGUCUCACGGUCGAUGACCAUUGAGAUUCGUGAAGGACGGGGAGUCGGUCCUAGAAAAGAUCACAUUUAUCUGCAAUUGUCCCACCUCCCUGCAGAACAACUUUUCUCUCGUCUACCCGGAAUAUCCGAAACUGCAAAAAUUUUCGCAGGCGUGGAUGUUACUCGAGAACCCAUUCCAGUCUUGCCAACAGUGCAUUAUAACAUGGGUGGUAUCCCAACCAAUUAUAAGGGACAAGUGAGUUUUCGCUUUCGAAAAGAUAAACUGAUCCCCGGUUUGUAUGCUGCUGGAGAAGCGGCUUGCGCUUCCGUACACGGAGCUAAUCGACUUGGAGCGAAUUCCUUGUUGGACUUGGUCGUCUUUGGCCGUGCUUGUGCACUAGACAUUGCAGAAAAGCACAAGCCCGGAGAUCCAGGGCCCGAAUUAAAGGCAGACUCUGGGGAGGCUUCAAUAGCAAACCUGGAUAAAUUGCGCCAUGCCAAUGGUUCCUACCCGGUACGUCUGGAAAUGCAGAGGACGAUGCAAGACUAUGCUGCUGUUUUCCGUGACGGACCAACUCUUCAAGAAGGUUGCAAACGAAUGUACGACCUUUAUUCAAGCAAAAUGUUCGAUUUGAAGGUGACAGACCGAAGCCUAAUCUGGAACUCUGAUCUGAUCGAAGCGUUGGAGUUGCAGAAUUUGAUGCUGAAUGCUCUUCAGGUGAGAAUACUUGAGAUUUUUUCAUUUAUUUUACGAUUUAGAUUGGACGAGAUUGACUAUUCGAAGCCACCAGAGGGUCAGACUCGUAAACCCUUCAAUGAACAUUGGCGCAAACACACAUUGAGCUACCAAGAUAUAAAAACAGGAAAAGUUAAUCUGGAAUACCGACCUGUGAUCGACAACACUCUGGAUGCCAAGAAAUGUCCCACUGUUCCACCGAAAGUGCGGUCCUACUAG